Molecule: messenger RNA, 970 nt
Organism: Mercurialis annua (annual mercury)
Lineage: Eukaryota; Viridiplantae; Streptophyta; Magnoliopsida; Malpighiales; Euphorbiaceae
Product: protein transport protein SFT2-like
Exons: 4
Coding region: 136-810 (224 amino acids)
Biological process (GO): vesicle-mediated transport
Cellular component (GO): membrane
Source: RefSeq, a predicted model, not a curated record
AGGGUACAAUUAAACAAAAACCCAAAAAGAAAACAAAUUUAACAAUUAUGUGAUAAACAAGGUGGCGCCAAAACUCCAACUCAGAUCAGAUCUUCAUUUUCCGGCAGACAAUAACACUAAAAAGAAGAGGAAAAAAUGCAAAAAACAGCGCAGUCAUGGUUCACCGGCGGUCCAAGCGGCUCUUCCUCAUUUAACGAUCAACAGGAGCCGAGAUCUUUGCUCGCCGAUUGGAAUGCUUACGCUACUUCUCAAGACUCUGAUGCUUCCGGUCUAGGGUUUGAUCUUGAAGCCGCUGUUCGUACCACCAGUGAUAAAGUUUCGGACACUUUUAACGUGGUUUCGAAGGGAGUGAGUGGAAGCUUUCAGUCUGCUACUACUACUGUUCCUUCGGGAAAAUCUCUCUCGUAUUUUGGCGUUCUCCUUGCUGCUGGGGUGUUCUUUAUCUUUAUUGCGUUCACCAUGUUCCUCCCUGUAAUGGUGUUGGUUCCGCAGAAAUUUGCUAUAUGCUUUACUAUAGGUUGCACCUUCAUCAUGGGUUCCUUCUUCGCACUUAAAGGCCCUAGGAAUCAACUUGCACACAUGUCUACUAAAGAGAGGCUUCCUUUUACGUUGGGAUUCAUUGGUACCAUGGUUGGAACUGUAUAUGUUUCUAUGUUCCUUCACAGUUAUGUUCUUUCCGUGCUCUUUUCCGUUUUACAGGUACUUGCUCUGUCAUACUAUGUUAUCUCAUAUUUCCCCGGAGGAUCUGCAGGGCUCAAGUUCCUUUCUUCGACAUUGACAUCUUCAAUACUUAGAUGUUUUGGAAGAUGAUGUAAAUAUAGAUUUCUUUUUCUAAUUUUUUUUUUAUCAUCCAUAUGAUUGUUUUUGUUUUUCUCUAAUAUAGGAAUAUUCAUUGUAACACAAUUCAUGGGAUUGACAUUACCACAUCUUUUUGAAUCCGCUGAAAAUAAUAUUGUUUAAAUUUGUAUUA